Molecule: messenger RNA, 147 nt
Organism: Lathyrus sativus (Indian pea)
Lineage: Eukaryota; Viridiplantae; Streptophyta; Magnoliopsida; Fabales; Fabaceae
Source: the annotation of a GenBank genome assembly
AUGGGAAAAGGAGUAGCAAUUUAUGGAAACGCUAUUGGCAAUCAUGACUGCUACUGCUUUGGUGGUAUCCUGCAAUUAUAUGGAUGUUGUUGGCUUGCUAGUAGGAUUUUUAUUUUCAUGCAUUGUUUGAAACCUGUACCUUUGUGA